UUUUUGUAAUCAUCAUAAAAAUGAUCCACAACCUGAACCACUUGAUGACGAUGAUGAUGACGAUCCAAAUAAAGAUAUUUAUGAACCUAAACGUUCGGAUGAUAUUUGUGAAUGGGAUCAGAAUUUUAUCAAACAAUUUACUGUUCAAGAAGGUACACUCUUUGAUAUUAUUAUGGCAGCUAACUAUUUGGGUAUAAAAACAUUACUUGCUGUUGGCUGUAAAACAAUUGCCAAUAUGGUUCGUGGUAAAUCAUCGUCGGAAGUACGAGAAAUGUUUAAUAUUUCCUAUGACCCACCCGGUGAAGGUUUAAAUGCUCCAAAUGCUAUUGAAGGUCAAGUAGGGACAGUUCCAACAACACAAGACGCAAAUGCAACUAGUCCAUCACCUCAACCAGAUCUAAUGAACCAAUAA
Molecule: messenger RNA, 412 nt
Organism: Rotaria sp. Silwood1
Lineage: Eukaryota; Metazoa; Rotifera; Eurotatoria; Philodinida; Philodinidae
Source: the annotation of a GenBank genome assembly